Messenger RNA from Sordaria macrospora k-hell, 3891 nucleotides. RefSeq lists its product as uncharacterized. Gene Ontology annotation, molecular function: ADP binding. NCBI's taxonomy places the organism in Eukaryota, Fungi, Ascomycota, Sordariomycetes, Sordariales, Sordariaceae. The record is from RefSeq and is a predicted model, not a curated record. Gene Ontology annotation, biological process: arachidonate metabolic process. Gene Ontology annotation, cellular component: membrane.
AUGGUUUACCAACCGAAAAGACACCAGAGGAUCGAUGGCCCUGUCAACUUGCUGUCUUUGGAUGGCGGUGGGGUUCGUGGGAUUUCAGAGGUGGUAAUGCUUCACGGGAUCAUGCAGAGGGUGCAGAAACUCGAAAAUCUCAAGGAGUUGCCGAAGCCAUGCGAGUACUUCCACAUUAUGGGCGGCACCAGUACUGGAGGACUGGUAGCAAUCUUGCUCGGUAGAUUGCGCAUGUCCACCGAAGAAGCCCUGGAAAAAUAUCUUGACCUGGGAAAAGUCAUCUUUCACAAGAGCAACAAGAAGAAGUUCGAAAUCAGCGCAAAAUACGGACCAGAGGCACUCGUAACAGCAGUCAAAAAGCUCGUUCAAGAGCGAAAUACUAGCGAGCUCAUGUACGACCCGACUGAUGAGCCGACUACCGGCAAAGUGUUCGUUUGCGCCGUAAAUUCCGCCAAUAUUAGUGCUCCUCAACGCUUUCGCACCUACGCUUCGAAGGACAAGAAAUACAGCAACUGCAAGAUCUGGGAAGCAGCAAGAGCGACUGCGGCGGCGCCAACCUUCUUCGCUCCAAUGACGGUCAGCGACAGUGACGUCCAGGAAGAAUUUCUUGAUGGCGCGUUGGGAUACAACAACCCCAUAACUGAAGUGUUGAACGAAGCAGGCACAUCACUUGAUCCAAACCUCAAACUGGGAUGUAUUCUGAGCCUGGGGUGCGGCACCAAAGCGGACAAGACCCUCAGGAAAUCUGGUCGGUGGUUCGGCCAGGGUGUGACUUGGGGCUUGCGAAUGGCCAAAGUGAUGAAGGAAAGUUUGACGGACCCUGAUCCCAAGCACAUCGACGUUUCCAGAUUCCUCGACGCGUGGAACGAGACAUACUUUCGCUUCAGUGUCCCCGGCGCGGCCAAUGAGGUUAAACUGCCGGACUACAAGAAAAUGAAGAUGCUGAAGAAGAUGACAGAAGACUACAUGGAUCAUCCUGAAGUCGCAGCUCAGUUCGAAAAGGUUGCUCAAAUACUUGCAGAAAGGAAAACAGAAGGGGCGUGGAUUGGUUUGGUCUGUCAGCUGGAAAAGAGUGCGGUAGCCAUGUCGCUACAAGCUCGUCCUAUGGGAUUGUCUAGCAACUUCUUCACCGGAAGGGAUGACAUUCUCAGGAAGAUGGUGAAAGCGUUGCUUUCAAACCCAGAUGGGGGCAGCCAGCGACACCAGGAAUAUCUUCUCUGGGGCAUGGGCGGUAUUGGAAAGACCCAAAUCGCCCUGAGGUUUGCCGAGAUUUACGGAAACAGGUUUGAGUACGUCUUUUGGCUUGAUGCUACCAACAAAAACACGGUGCAACAAAGCUACCACAGCAUUGCGUUACAACUUGGGAUACAAACGGAUAAAGCCGAAGAAUCUCAGGCUGUUGUCCUGCAUUGGAUGAAUGCCUCCAGUGGCAAAUGGCUUCUCAUUUUCGACAAUUACGCUCACAAGGGCGACGAAUAUGGGCAGUACAACAAGAUUACCCCUAACAGAGGUAAUCUGCUGUAUUCCAGCAGAACCAACACACUUCUACAAAGGCUAGGUCCAGAGCAUGUCUCAGAAGUCCGGGAGAUGGACGACAAUGAAGCCACAACCUUCUUCAUCAAAACUCUCCACCGCACAAUCGUGGAUCCGGAAGAGCGACAGCAGUGUACGGCUCUAGUCAAGGAGCUGGGAUGCCUGCCAUUGGCAAUUGACCAAGCCGGUGCCAACAUCCACAUGACAGAGCGCAACAUUGAAGACUAUCUCACAGAGUUCCGAAAAAGGCGAGACAGAUUGUUGAGGGAGAGACAGGAGUCAACAACAGGCAUAGACAUGGAAGGUGAUCCGGCAGUAUAUGCCACCUUUGACAUGUCGUAUCUGGCCCUCCGCAGACAAUCCCGAAGGAUCAACGAAGACCAACACGCACGCGACUACGAAACAGCCAUGAAAAUCCUCAACAUCAUCUGUUUCUAUCACUACGAUAACAUACCUGAAGAGAUGAUCAUGAGAGCGGCCAACUGGCGAGGCGAGAUGCUCGAGAAGGAAGCUGGAGAAUCACAAAUAUCCAUUGAUGACCAACUCGGUGGAGACACCGACCGCAACGCUAACGUCAUUAUUGAGCUCGACGAGGACCGAAAGUGGGAUCCGACUUGGUUCCGCCGCGGUGCAAACAUCCUCAAACAGUUUUCUCUCGUGAGGAUAGACCGACAUCGGUCGCUGUCCAUGCACGUGUUAGUUCACUCCUGGGCCAGAGACAGACUGGAUACAUCAGCCAGAGACCAAUAUGGAUUCACCGAGAAGGAAUCCUACGCGCUUUCUGCUCGAUGCAUUCUGUUCGAGUCAAUACCUGAAUCGCCUCGUCCAGAAGAGUUCAGCUACCGGACCAAGCUCAUACCCCACGGCCUCGCACUCAACGAACACGCACCUCCGACAGCCAUCGGUGAUCUGUACCGUGAAGCUUAUUAUGACAAGCUCUGGGCCCGCGCCAAUGAAGAUGUUGGCAACUGGGAAGAAGCAGAGAAGUUUCUCAUCUCCUCUAUUAAACGAUAUAAGAUGGUUGGCUGGCUGGACGAAGGACGCGCCAUCAACGCCAUAGACCAACUAGGGCAUUUUUACGUCAAUCGUCAAGAAUGGCACAAGGCCCACAUGGUGCGCCUGGAAGCCUACGAGCGAUGGAGAUACAUUUGCUUCAAAAAGGACAGGCUCAGAUACGUCCGAGAAGAAGACGGGAAGGAACUUGAGACUGACUCUGAAGAAUAUAUUACGCCCAAAGAAGCGGGAGAAUACUGCCAACAUGUGAUCCUCGCCCUCCGCCGCCUAGCCGAUCUCUUUUUGCUCGCUGGAGACCCCGAAGGUCGACUCGAAGCCCUCAAAAAGGCCGACAAGAUGACCUGGGAAAGCGGCAUCAAAUCUCACCAUGAAUAUUUCCAACCCUGCGGCGACUUGAUAAUCGAGACAGAGUACCAGAUAAAGAGGGCCCAAAAUCCUGAGGCCACGGCGAACAUGACCACGGAAGAACAAGAUCAGCAGGAUAAGGAGAUUGCGAUGAAGAAGGCGGAGUACCGCAAGAAACACAAGCUCGUCGAUGAAGAAACGUUCCUUCACAAACAAGACGCGUACCGCAAGGACAUCCUCUCUUCCACCACGCUCUCCCUUCAGGAAAAGACCGACCUCUUGUGGGCCCACUACCAGGAACUCAGAGAUAUUUACGGCGACGAUGACCAAAUAACCUCAAUGGCUGAGGAUUACUUGGCCAAACUCCCCCUUCUUAUUCCCCGACAACAACAGCAGCAGCUCGAACUAAAAACGCAACAACCUCAACCCCAAAACCCCAUUCCCAACCUCCCCUGCCCGCUCCUUGUCCGCCGCCACGUCCUCUCUCUCGCCUCCAAAAAAUACGGCAAAACCCACUCCCAUACCCUCGUCUGCCUCGCCCACCAUGCCGAAGCCGUUUACAACUUAGGUCGUCUGCGUGAAGCCUUAAAACUCUCCAUCGUCUUCAAGGACAUGGUCACGAGCAUCCAUACCGCCAGCCACGAUUACUCCGUCGAAGCCGCCAAGCGCAUCAAAACCAUCAAGGCCGGUGACCCUAGGUUUUUUGAGAGCGUCAGGGCGAAGGGAGUAGGCGGCUGUUUUGCGGGCUGCACAGCGCAAAGCCACCGCGAGACGGCAACCAAACUAAACGUGCGGAAUUGGCUGAAUGCCAAGGGGGAAGUGAGGGAGGUGGUAGGUGAUUUAGAAAGAGGUUACAUGGAGAUGAUGAGGGAGACCAGGCAGAAUAGGGAGGAUUUGGAGCUGGCGGAGGGGGUGUGGAAGACGAAGGAGGAGGAGGGGAGGAGGGGGGUUCAAAUGGGACGGGAGGAGAUGGUGAUGAUGAUGCAAGUUAUGAAUUGA